AUGCCUGACAAGAUCCUCGAUGAUAUCUCCCAUCGGCGCUACAAUCCGCUGAGGGGGUCGUGGCUUUUAGUUUCCCCUCACAGGACGAAGAGACCUUGGCAGGGUCAGCAAGAAGCCCCAGGAAUCAUCACACUACCUGAAUACGACCCGAAGUGUUAUCUCUGUCCUCGAAACCCACGCGCGCAAGGCGAUGCGAACCCCGAUUAUAGUCAGACCUUUGUGUUUGUAAACGACUAUAGUGCCGUAAAGGAACAACAGCAAGAUUACGAGGCGGAGCCUUCAAGCCAUGAUCUCGCCUCGUUGCUACUUCGCGCCGAGGGUGUCAAAGGCAAAUGCUUUGUCCUUACCUUUUCACCCAAGCACAACCUCACCCUCGCCGACAUGCCUGCGGCCGAGACUCUCCCAAUUAUCGAGACGUGGACAAGGAUCUAUGCUACUCACCUUGCGCCGAAUAACCCCCUUUCCCAAGUUGCCGCCAAGCUCGAUCUCCUAAAUCGCGAAGCACCUCCCGAGUCCCUCGUGCCGCCGCCCUCGCAGCAGUUGCGGUAUAUGCAGAUUUUCGAGAAUAAGGGCGCUGCAAUGGGAUGCUCAAACCCUCACCCGCACUGCCAAAUCUGGACAACCAGUACACUGCCGGAAGAACCAGCCGCAGAAAUUGUUCAGUUGACCAAAUAUAGAGCUGAGCACCAAGGGCGACACCUGCUGGAGGAUUAUGUCAAGCUGGAAUUAGAGAAACAGGAACGUAUCGUAUACCAGAACGAGUCCUUCUUGGUGGUUUGUCCGUGGUGGGCGAUCUGGCCAUUUGAGGUUAUGAUAAUCGCCAAGCGGCAUGUGCGAGCGUUAGUAGACUUGACCGAACAAGAGAGGUUUAGGUUUGCGGAUGCGAUCCAGGAGGUAACGAGGAGAUACGACAACUUGUUCGAGACAAGCUUCCCAUACAGCUCCGGUAUACAUCAGGCUCCGCUAGACGGAACAGAAGAGGAAAUCGAAAACAGCUGGUUCCACAUGCAUUUUUACCCACCUCUACUACGGUCGGCCACCGUGCGAAAAUUCCUAGUUGGAUACGAAUUGAUGGCCGAGCCGCAACGAGACAUUACCCCCGAACAAGCCUCGGCGAAGUUGAGGGAUUGUGCGGGAGAGCUAUAUCGGAAAAAAUUCCAAUGA
Molecule: messenger RNA, 1164 nt
Organism: Daldinia childiae
Lineage: Eukaryota; Fungi; Ascomycota; Sordariomycetes; Xylariales; Hypoxylaceae
Product: Galactose-1-phosphate uridylyltransferase
Exons: 4
Coding region: 1-1164 (387 amino acids)
Biological process (GO): beta-D-galactose catabolic process via UDP-galactose, Leloir pathway
Cellular component (GO): cytoplasm
Molecular function (GO): UDP-glucose:hexose-1-phosphate uridylyltransferase activity; zinc ion binding
Source: RefSeq, a predicted model, not a curated record